GCCUGGAGCUCAGCGUCCCGCCGCAGCAGUCGCUCGAGGGCUCCGGGGCAGCUGGCAGGCGAGCACGUCGGCGAGUCGGGUCGGGAGCCGUAGCGGCCUUGGAAUCGGCAGCCCACAGCGCAGGGGCUCCGAGGGGGAUCGCGGACCAAGCUCUCGCAAACUUGGGACGUGCGUUCCGCGCGCCACGGCCAGAGCCAUGAAGAUGGUCGCGCCCUGGACGCGGUUCUACUCCAACAGCUGCUGCCUGUGUUGCCAUGUCCGCACCGGCACCAUCCUGCUCGGCGUCUGGUACCUGAUCAUCAAUGUUGUGGUAUUGCUGAUUCUCCUGAGUGCCCUGGCUGAUCCAUAUCAGUACCACUUUUCAAGUUCUGAACUAGGAGGGGACUUUGAGUUCAUGGAUGAUGCCAACAUGUGCAUUGCUAUUGCAAUUUCUCUUCUCAUGAUCCUGAUAUGUGCAAUGGCUACUUAUGGAGCAUACAAGCAACAUGCUGCCUGGAUCAUCCCGUUCUUCUGUUACCAGAUCUUCGAUUUUGCCCUGAACACCUUGGUUGCAGUCACUGUGCUUGUUUAUCCAAAUUCCAUUCGGGAAUACAUUCGACAGCUGCCUGCUGAUUUUCCCUACAGAGAUGAUAUAAUGUCGAUAAAUCCUACCUGUUUGGUCCUUAUUAUUCUUCUGUUGAUCAGCAUUAUCUUGACAUUUAAGGGUUACUUGAUUAGCUGUGUUUGGAACUGCUACCGCUACAUCAAUGGCAGGAAUUCCUCUGAUGUCCUGGUUUAUGUUACCAGCAAUGACACCACGGUCCUGCUGCCCCCGUACGAUGAUGGCAAUGCUGUGACUGGCGCUGCCAAGGAGCCGCCACCCCCUUAUGUGUCUGCCUGAGCUGGUGGUGGAAAUGGGAGCAGCAGCGUUACAGCUUUGCGGACAUCCGAAUAAUAGCUCUGUAUGCUUCCAUCAUAGAUGAGCUGUUUGUCUUGUCAAAAUACCAUGUUUUACAGUUUAGUUUCGUUAAGACCUUCCCUAGUUUCAUACCUGUGCUUUUAGCUUGAGCUCUGGGGUAGUGUAACCUGUAGGGUUCUUUCUGUAGGGAUGGGGUGUAAUUUGGAUCCAUUAGUUUUCCCCAGAAAUAUAGAUGAGUCUACUUUUUGUACUUGCUCAGCCUUAAAGCUGGGCAGUGGGUCACUUGUUCCCUUCUCUGCCUCUUGAAAGUAUAAAGCAAAAGCAAAAUUAUAGGUAAUGCUUUUUCUUAAACUAUUCUAGUAUCCUUACAGAUCCUCAAAAAAAGAGGAAUGUUCGUUGUUCAAUCAUUGCUCUAAUUAGGUAAAUUGGCACCCUCAUAUUUGUUUGAAAGAAUGUUCCUGCUUUUCUUUAUGACUUCACUUCAA
Perognathus longimembris pacificus (Pacific pocket mouse) is the source of this 1383-nucleotide messenger RNA. RefSeq names its product lysosomal protein transmembrane 4 beta (gene Laptm4b). Lineage: Eukaryota; Metazoa; Chordata; Mammalia; Rodentia; Heteromyidae. The record is from RefSeq and is a predicted model, not a curated record. Bases 197 to 880 code for a protein of 227 amino acids. The transcript is spliced from 7 exons. Gene Ontology annotation, cellular component: lysosomal membrane.